ACUUGACGUGUUUCCGGAGAAUGGAGAAGAAUUUCACAAAGAAAAAGAAAACUCCUCGCAUUCCAUUGUUAAUGAAUGAAGCAAUAGAGUUUGAUAAAGAAAAACUCAUCGCAUUCCAUUCUUGUAUAUAAUAAAAAUCACCUCUCUUAUCACUCUUUUUCAUCUAACAAACUCAAUUUCAAGAACUGAAUUCUAAUCGACACAAGAAGCUGAAUUUCCAUAGCAGAAGCAAUGGCUUCAUCUUCAAGCUACAAACCCUACACCCUCUCACAAAUCCUAACCUCUCACCAACGUCAUAUCUUCGCCGUCAAAUUCUCCUCCAGCGGCCGUCUUCUUGCCUCGUGUUCCGCCGAUAGAACCAUCCUCACCUACGGUUUCACAAACUCCGAUUCCCUAACCCUAUCCCCCAUGCAACAGUACGUAGGUCACCAACUCGCCGUUUCCGACGUCGCUUUCUCUUCCGACUCUCGUUUCCUCGUCUCCUCCUCCGACGACAAAACCGUCCGGCUAUGGGACGUUCCGACGGGGUCGCUGAUCAAGACUCUUCACGGCCAUGGUAGCUACGUCUUCUGCGUUAAUUUCCAACCCGAUUCGAAUAUCAUCGCUUCGGGAUCGUUUGAUGAGACUAUUAGGAUGUGGGAUGUUAGGUCUGGGCAAUGUGUUAAGCGUAUUACCCCCCAUUCUCAAGCUGUUAGUGCCAUUGAUUUUAAUGGCGAUGGGACUCUCAUGGUUUCUGGUAGCUAUGAUGGUCUUUGCAGGCUUUGGGAUGUUUCUACUGGUCACUGUAUGAAGACUCUCAUCUUUGAUGUGGAUGAGAAUCCUCCUGUUUCAUAUGUCAAGUUUUCACCCAAUUCAAAGAUGAUUCUUGUUGCUACCUUGGAUAACACUUUGAGGCUUUGGAACCAUUCUAAUGACACGGUUGUGAAAUCUUACCGUGGUCAUGUUAAUUCAAAAUACAGUAUUUCGUCCUCAAUUUCUACAACAAAUGGGAAGUAUAUUGUUAGUGGUUCGGAAAAUAACUGUAUAUACUUGUGGGAUCUGCAGUCGAGGAGAAUGGUACAGAAGAUGGAAGGCCAUACAGGUACAGUCAUAUCUGUCUCGUGUCACCCGUCGGAGAACAUGAUUGCUUCGGGAGCUAUCGACUAUGAUAAGACUGUCAAGAUAUGGACUCAACAGAAAGACUGACAAUUUUGAUCUGGGCUAAUGUUCCAAUGAACUGGUGUGAGUGUAGAUAGCAGUAACUCACUUGUGAUGAUACCUUUUACCUCAUUUUGCAGUUUAGGGCUGUUAAUGAGAAACUUUAUAGGCUGCUUCGAAAAUAGUUGAUAGAUGAAAACAUGGAUUUGUGAAUAGAAUGAUUUUUUUGGUUGUUUAGAAGUAAAAAAUGUUUGUACUAUGGAAGUGUAUAGAUGAAAAUGUGAAUUUGUGCAUAGAAUGAUGUUUUGGUUAACAGGACUUUAAUUGAAUAAACAA
Molecule: messenger RNA, 1473 nt
Organism: Lathyrus oleraceus (garden pea)
Lineage: Eukaryota; Viridiplantae; Streptophyta; Magnoliopsida; Fabales; Fabaceae
Product: COMPASS-like H3K4 histone methylase component WDR5A
Exons: 2
Coding region: 232-1185 (317 amino acids)
Molecular function (GO): protein binding
Source: RefSeq, a predicted model, not a curated record